AUGCAGUUCCAUAGAGCAACAUUUGAAGCAGAUUUUAAGUCUAAGCUUGAUGGUCUAGCUAAGUUGGAUAGAGGUAUUGUGGAGGACCUUAUCAAGUACAACAAAGAGAGAUGGUGUAAAGCAUACUUCCGGUGUAAAGCAUACUUCCAAACUUUCUCCAAAUGUGACAGUGUGGAUAAUAACAUGGCAGAAAGUUUCAAUGCAUGGAUCUUGGGACCAAGGCACAAGAUUAUUGUUUCAAUGUUGGAAGAAAUCAGAAUUAAGGUGAUGAACAGGAUUCCUAAGUCAAGAACAUUUGCUGAAAGCUGGACGGAGGAUGUAUCUCCAAUGGCAAUGAUGGUGUUCAAUGUCAAUGUAGAGAGAUCAAUGCAAUGCAACAUUGAUUGGAAUGGUGAUGAAGGUUUUGAAGUGCUAGAAGGGUCAUAUAGGCAUACUGUGAAUUUGGGUCAACAAAAGUGUAGCUGCAGAUCAUGGGAAUUGAAGGGGAUCCCAUGUGCUCAUGCUAUUGCAGCUAUGAACCAUUUGAAUAUGGAUGCAUCACAAGCAAUUUCGAGUUGGUACAUAAAAGACAAAUAUUUGAAGGCUUAUUCUAACUUCAUUCAGCCAGUUCCAAACAUGAAAAUGUGGCCAGACAGUACCAAUCCAAUUGUUGAGCCACCUAAAGUGAGAAAGAUGCAUGGUAGACCAACUAAGAACAGAAAAAAAAAAAGAUUGGAGAAGUGA
Lycium barbarum (goji berry) is the source of this 723-nucleotide messenger RNA. RefSeq lists its product as uncharacterized. Gene Ontology annotation, molecular function: zinc ion binding. The coding region runs from base 1 to 723 and encodes 240 amino acids. The record is from RefSeq and is a predicted model, not a curated record. Lineage: Eukaryota; Viridiplantae; Streptophyta; Magnoliopsida; Solanales; Solanaceae. The transcript has a single exon.